This is a messenger RNA of Dinoponera quadriceps, 4426 nucleotides long. RefSeq names its product SAP30-binding protein. Lineage: Eukaryota; Metazoa; Arthropoda; Insecta; Hymenoptera; Formicidae. The record is from RefSeq and is a predicted model, not a curated record. The transcript is spliced from 3 exons. Gene Ontology annotation, biological process: regulation of DNA-templated transcription. Bases 590 to 1729 code for a protein of 379 amino acids. Gene Ontology annotation, cellular component: nucleus.
AGAAAGGUCAAUAUCUUACGUUUUUAAAUUCUCUUGUAGACCCGCUUUCCGCCCGAUUGAAUUGAAAUUUGACCAAUCAGUGUAAAAUUCACUAAAUUUCACUAAAUCUGAGUUCAGUUAACUUUAUACUGGUUGGCCAAAUUCAUUUCAAUCCCCAAUCCGUAGUUUGACACGAGUUCUAGAGACUUUCUUAGCCGUUAGAGAUUUUCAGGGAAUGUUUUAGGGGAAUAUUUCGAGCAGCUAUCUGAGCAGCACUGUUUUAGACGCAAAGUAUCUCGGGAAGGAACGCGCUGAUGGUGAAAUAAUCUCGUUUUAUCCAGGUUUAUUGGAUAUUCUUUUGGCGAUUUUGCUAAAGAUUGAUAUAAUGUACAAACGAUUGAGUUUAAAUUAACCUUGGUGACCGUGGACGUUGAAAGGUUCGUACUAAAAGCGACCAAAGCUCAACGCGCCCAUAAGAGCCUCCCUGUCCCCGCGCCUUACGUGGCUUACGUGGCUCACGUGCGCUGGGCCAGGCCUACUACGCCAGACCGGUGAGUUCCCACACAAAAUAUCGCUUGGUAGCACGGUGGGCACUCAAAGCCAACUAACCAUGUCUGUACAAAGUGUUGCUCUGGCAUCUCUCACGGCCACCUAUACCGACUCGGAGGGCGAGGACGGGGUGGAAGACGAGCGCCUGCAGGAGGAGAAUUCGAACACUCCCCAGGGGGCCGCCCCGCAUAAUGCCCAAGUCGGUUGUCAGCCCCAGGCCCGAUCCAUCAGUCCCAUAUCUGGCCGUUCAGCCUCGCACAGUCCCGUCGUCGGCAAGUUCGGUAGUAGCGACUUGCCGGACGCGAGCACGAAGGUGCAGCGAUUGGUCUCUUACUUUGACGACGCGGUAGUCUCCGACGACGAGGGGGCGGCCGUUGCACUGCCGGCGCCGUUGUUGACGACGGCGAGCGCGACGGUGGCGGAACGCACCGAGGAGAACGGUCUCUUCCCGGCCGCCGCCGCCGCUGCCGUCGUCGCUGCCACUGCCACCGUCGCCGCCGGCGCUGAACGCCGGUCGCCCACCUCGCGUCCCGGAGAAUUGCUUUCAGAUGGCGUCGAGGCCGGGGACACAUGCGGGGUGACGAUACCACCGGAGCCGGCGGUACCGUGUCCCCCCGAGCUGCAGGAGAAGAUCGCUAUCCUCUGCCGGAAGAUGGAGAGCGGCGGGCUGGACAUGAAUUUGCUAAUCCAGCAGCGCAAGGAUUUCCGGAAUCCCUCGAUUUAUGAAAAACUCAUUCAGUUUUGUAGCAUCAACGAGCUGGGCACCAACUAUCCGCCGGACAGAUUCGACCCGUUCAAGUGGGGCAAGGAUUCGUACUACGAAGAGCUCGCCAAGGUGCAGAAGGCGGAGAUGGACAAGCUCGACAAGGCGCGCAAGGAGAAGACGAAGAUCGAGAUCGUGUCCGGCACGGCGAAGCGGCCGAACAGCUCGUCCGGCGGCGCCGAGGACGACGCCAAGAAGCGGAAGAGCAAAUGGGACCAAGUGGCAACCGGCGGCUCGGCCGCCGCCGCCGCCGUCGCAGCCGCAGCCGCUGCCGCCGCGACGGGUGCAUCGUUUCUUACUGCGGGGAGAGAGAGAGAGGAGGUUCUGCGAAGACCUCUUCGGAAACUUAGAUCCUUGGAUCAAACCGCCGGUUAUCACGCGGACGGUGUUUCUUCUUCCCCUUCUGCAUCUGAAUUUCUACGGAGUCGAGCGAGUUGAAACUCCUUCCUUAAAGGCGAAUUCAAGGAUUUAAGAGUUCGAGCGAAUUUAUUUAUUUGCCAAUUAAAUCUAUUGUAAAAUUAUGUUCACAUCGCUCUCUGAGUUGAAAGGUAUGAAAAGAGCUUUUCAGGCUUUUGUAUUUUUCGUAGUUGGAGCCUACUUCCGGGAUCUCCAAAACCUCUUGACAAGAUUCUUCUCAAACAACGCCAGGUAUAUCAAAUCGAUUUGGAGAUAAAGAUCUGCGCAUACAUCGAGUUCUUUGAUUUCGGAUACUUAGAUCUCUAUUUAAAUCCUUGAAUCGAACUUUCUGAAAUUCCUUCCGAAUCUUCUUAACGAUAGGAACGAUUGAAACGCGCAGAAUUACAAUAAGUCGAGGAAAAGCAUUCGACGCAUCUGUGAGUUUGAGAAUACAAGGAUCUAAGAACGCAGGAACGUAGGUACUCGUAUAUAUUUAAGAACAAAUGAGAUCUAUAACGGUCAUAGAUCAAAAUGCGUAAAUAUAUUGUAAAUAAUAUAAAUUUCACAAAUAUAACUCUUUGUAUGCAAGAGACAUGAAGGAAGAGAAAUCAGCCUCUUGUGAACAUAGGUCCUUGGAUUGCCGAAGCCUUUUAGAGACUUCCUGGUGCGGGGAAAAAAAUCAAUCAGACUUGGAGAGACCGAAAUCGUAAAGUUUUCAACCACGUUUUCUAAAGAUCUAACCGAUGAAUUUGAAAAGGAUCUAAAUGAUUCGAUCAUAUGCAUGAUAUGCGAGUCUAACGAAUUCAAUGAUUCAAGAAUACAUUUGCAAAUCCAAGAACCUAGGUAUUACGAGCCGAGAAAUAUAUCUAUGGUAAAUAGAAUCGACUAGGACUUGGAUAAUUUUAGAACCUUAGGACUAUAUAUAUUAUAUAUAUAUAAGAACCGACAAAUGCACUGAUUUUGCAACCCAUGAAUAAUAGAUGAUAAGUAAGAUGAUUCAUUAAAUUUUGAUAUCGAUGAAUUUAAAUAGUCACUGUUUCGAGAAGCUCCACAAACUUAGGGAUUCGUGGAAUUAGCUCAAGGAAUUAAAAAUUCAUUGAACCGCGCAUACUCAACAUGUAUGUGCAGAGGGACUUGAGAAACACCCUUAAGAAUCGGAAUAAUACACGAGAGUUCGUAUAGGUAAACUCGCAAGUUUAAAUUCCACCAAUUAUAGUAAUGUUCAUACAAGGAAAACAACACCAAGUGUCAUUAUUGUGAAUACAUGAUAUAUAUAUAUAUAUAAAAGUUUAUUUAUUAAAAUUCAGAAGGAAAAGCUAGCACUUUUCUAAGAAGAAUACCUCGAUUGAAAACAAACUAAUAUAUUCCUACAUGAUAAUGUAAUUCUAAUGUGCAUACUUUGGGUCUGUUCUUUGUCACUGAACCGGUGCACAUUUUCGGAACGUGGAAAGAAACGGAUACAUAUCUGUGAUUUCUUGUAAGGAAGAGGGAAAUAGAACUAGUGCAAGCUGGUGCAGGGAUUUCAGCUACAAAAAACAGACCUUUUGUCACAAAUUAACGUAAAAAGAUCGAUUACAAUACGAAGAAACUGCGAAACUGUAGUAGCUUUCAAAAAAAAAGCUGUCCUGUCGAUUUGUAAAUCGGUAAAUUAUGCUUAAAAUUCUUGCUUCAAGGGAUUUUUAAAUUCUUGACAUUUGCAGCGUGACUGGUGUCUAUUUUUUAUCGUAUAUGUAUAUGUUUACAUACAACGUGUACACCGAAUUUAGUUAAACUCUUUGUUAAGAUAAAUAUAUUGAUUGAAGGAAAGGCAUUGAUGUGGAGAAUGGAAUAAUCGUAUUUAUUUUAAGAAAAAAAACGGAGCGAUAAGCAAUUUCGAGUGGAAUUACGUUGGUCGAUUGGAUUUUCCUCUUUCCUUUUUUAUCACGACAAGUUCGUAUCGUCGUUUUUUUCAUACUUAAAUAAUGAAGGAGAUAUGCCUGCAAAGUAUUACGUCAUUUAAUCUUCUGUUCACCGUCGUAAUAGUGUUAAUGGAAUUUUAUAAGAUCUAUUUAUUGGAAAAACAUCUCGUUCGUUUUCCGAGAAAUUUCCAAGGAAAAAUAAGAUAUCCGCGAGGUGACAAAUAUCGUCACAAACAGAAUCGCUCCAAAAGUAAAAAUUGCUAUGUACCGAGUGUUAAUUAAUUACCGAACAUCUGUAAUCGUAUAAUUGCGUAAUUAUACAUGUAAUGUUCUAAAUCGAUUCGUGUUGUAGAGAUUUGUAAUGCGUCGCAACGGAUUUUUUUCUAGCAGGGUCGCAUCCUCGCAGGACAUGCACCGGUAUAAAGCUAGACACGUUAAAUAUCGGGCUGCGUUCAGCGUCGGCGCUGCAUCAGCUCUUUGUGCUGCUUUUCUGAUAGAUUCUUACGAACGAUCUCGACAGAUGGGUGCGCUCUGUAAUGCGCUGCUGCGUAAUCCAGCUUUUUUUUUUAACAAGUUACUUUCAGCGUGCCGGAAAAUAUAUCUUGCUUUGCAAGCGUUGGAAAAAAAGAGAGCACAAACCGCUGAACGCAGCCGUUAACUCCGCGCGUACGCGGGGGGGUAUCUGCGAUUCGUGUGCGUCAACAAUCGAAUCGAUAUGAAACGUGCGCUAAGACAGACCGGAUCGUUCAUUUUUUUACAUGGGAAGACGAAAUUCUCUCUCGGACUUUGUAUAUACACGCUCAUGUGUCAAUGGAGAACGGAAUAUACAUUAUGCAAGUUA